This is a messenger RNA of Prorocentrum cordatum, 754 nucleotides long. The record is from the annotation of a GenBank genome assembly. Lineage: Eukaryota; Dinophyceae; Prorocentrales; Prorocentraceae.
GCAGCGGGGCCACUGCGGCAGCAGCUUUGCUGGCAGGCGCCUCUUCGUGCCCACCGCGGUUCACCGGCCAGCGGCAGCGGCGCCGCGGGCCGAGCUGGCGGCCGACGCGGCGCAGCGCAGCCGCCAAGCCAAGAUGGCCCCGGCGAGCAGAUGGAGCUCUGCAGGUGCCGACCACUUCUGCCGUGGGCGCGCCCGGCCCUUCCAGGCCGGCCCCACCGCGGCCCGCGGGGCCCGCUGCAGAGGUGGUCUCACACGCCCUUGCCCCAAUGGGUCGUCGCAUUUUCUGGAGUCGCCAUCGUACGUGGCAGUGGUGCUGGAGGACAUCGCGGGCCGCAGCUUGCACUCGGUGGUGCGCUCCACCUGUGCGGGCCGCCUUGGCGAGCUGGGCGCCAUGCGCCUGUUCGUUCAAGCGGUAGCCGCCUUGGCCUACCUGCACGGAAGACGUUUUGUCCACCGCGACCUGAAGCCCACCAACUGCCUCGUUUCGAAGGAGGACUUCCUGAAGCUAAUCGACUUCAACGUCGCUUCCAGCACCGAGACGGGCGAGCUCCUGACCCCAACGGGGACGAAGGAGUUCCGUGCCCCAGAGGCCCUGCACGGGCCGUACACGCCGCUGGCGGACAUCUGGUCCCUUGGCCUGUGCCUGCGCUUCAUGCUGCACGGCGGAAAGGCCCCGCGUAGCUCCGACGACGGGCCGACAGCGACCUCCGAGGAGCUCCUCGCGGGCGCAUCCAGCUGGCUCGCCGGUCGCUGA